UAUUCCCAUUGGAGCCAGAGAUCUCUUUCCCUGUAGUGGGUUUCAAAGACGAGAAUCAACUUUUCACAAUUUGCCCUCCACAGAAAUGGGUAGUUACUCGCAGGCCCACAUUUGCCAGUGCUUGAGUCGAUUAGCCACUAUCCGACGUAAUUCUCCGGUCACAAUCACCCAGAACCGGCGAAAGACCGGCCAACAAUUCGUUGAGGGAGUGUUACGCCUGGCUCGUGGACUGUUCGAAUUGGGCCUCAGAAAUGGAGAUGUUGUAGCCAUCUCUGCACUCAACAGUGAUUUGUAUUUGGAGUGGUUACUGGCUGUUGCAUUUGUUGGAGGUAUAGCAGCUCCCCUCAAUUACCGGUGGAGCUUGAAAGAAGCAAGAUUAGCAAUGGAGGUUGUGCAGCCAAUUAUGUUAGUAACUGACACGGGUUGUAAUUACUGGCAUUCAGAAUUCCAGACUGAUUCCGUGCCUUCUCUGAGGUGGCAUGUCUUGAUGGAUUCUCCUAUUGAUUCUGGGAGUAUGGGGAACGUAUUAACUACUGAAACACUUAAGAAGCCUUCUUUAAGCUAUCUGUCAUUCAAUUACUCAAGGGCACCUGAGGGCACCGCCAUGAUAUGCUUCACUUCAGGAACCACCGGAAAACCUAAGGGAGUUACCAUAAGCCAUUCAGCCUUGAUUGUACAAUCCCUGGCAAAAAUCGCAGUUGUUGGUUACAGUGAGGAUGAUGUUUAUUUACAUACUGCUCCCUUGUGUCACAUUGGUGGGAUAUCAUCUGCCAUGGCAAUGCUAAUGGCAGGAGGUUGCCAUGUCUUGAUACCCAAGUUUGAAGCUAAAUCAGCCAUUGAAACCAUAGAGCAACACCAUGUAACUUCUCUAAUCACCGUCCCUUCAAUAAUGGCUGAUUUAAUCUCAUUAAUCAGGACAAAGGAAGCUUGGAAAGGAAUAAAAUCAGUGAAAAAGAUUUUAAAUGGAGGUGGGGGUCUCUCUGUUGAGCUUAUCAAAUAUGCCACAAGAACUUUUCCAAGAGCCAAACUUCUUUCAGCAUAUGGGAUGACAGAGACAUGUUCUUCGCUAACUUUCAUGACCCUCUAUGACUCAACAACUGUGAACCCUGGCCAGCCCUUUCAAGUAACUGGUGAAACAAGUUCCAAUUCAGUUCAUCAACCAGACGGCAUUUGUGUUGGCAAGCCUGCACCGCAUGUUGAACUAAGGAUUAGGCUCCAGGAUUCAUCUCAUGUUGGGAGAAUCUUAACUAGAGGCCCCCACGUAAUGCUCGGAUAUUGGGGUCAAAUCCCAUCAGGAGCAUCUGAUUCAGGUGAUGCAGAUUGGCUCGACACAGGUGACAUGGGGCAGAUUGAUGACUACGGUUACUUAUGGCUCAUUGGGCGUACAAAAGGUCGAAUCAAAAGCGGAGGCGAGAAUGUUUACCCUGAGGAGGUGGAAGCCAUAAUAUCACAACAUCCAGGAGUAUCUGGUGUAGUUGUUGUUGGACUUCCAGACACUCGAUAUACGGAGAUGGUUGUUGCUUGUAUUCAAAUAAGAGACGAUUGGAAAUGGAUUGAUUUGGGAUCUCAUAUCUCAGCAAAGAACAUUGAAUUUUGCUUAUCCAGUGAGAUCCUCCAGCACUUCUGUAAAAAGAAGAACUUAACUGGGUUUAAAAUACCCAAAACUUUUGUUAUAUGGAAGAAGUCAUUUCCAUUGACAACAACUGGAAAAUUAAUAAGAGAUCAAGUUAAAAGAGAAGUUAUAUCUCAUGUUCAAUAUCUGCCUAGCAAUCUAUAACUACAAUUUAUUUAUUUAUUUGAUUAAUUAAUUAAUUUCAUCUAAGACACAAAGUGAGUGUAUUUUUCCCAUCAUCAAUGGAAUGACACCUUAUUAUA
Molecule: messenger RNA, 1875 nt
Organism: Cornus florida
Lineage: Eukaryota; Viridiplantae; Streptophyta; Magnoliopsida; Cornales; Cornaceae
Product: 2-succinylbenzoate--CoA ligase, chloroplastic/peroxisomal
Exons: 10
Coding region: 86-1777 (563 amino acids)
Biological process (GO): fatty acid metabolic process
Molecular function (GO): medium-chain fatty acid-CoA ligase activity
Source: RefSeq, a predicted model, not a curated record